Messenger RNA from Panicum virgatum (switchgrass), 2287 nucleotides. RefSeq lists its product as uncharacterized. Bases 239 to 2287 code for a protein of 682 amino acids. The record is from RefSeq and is a predicted model, not a curated record. NCBI's taxonomy places the organism in Eukaryota, Viridiplantae, Streptophyta, Magnoliopsida, Poales, Poaceae. The transcript is spliced from 3 exons.
GCAGGCAUCUUGGUCAAUCACGAGGCUGCAUUUGGAACUUUGAGCACAUCUUCAAUAUUGACAACAGCCGGCCACCUAGUCGAGAAGUAUUCAGGUGAAGGAGCUUUUGUAGCGAUAUGUUUCCAUCUGUUUUUCUAGUUCCUAUGUCUUACUGUCUGCUGUCUUAUUUUAAGAUGUUGAUAUGUUGUGGUUGUACUCUCUAUGAAAAGAUAUACUCUACAAUCAACUUGAUCUCGUCAUGGAUAGAACAUGGAUUAACAGUGACUCUAGGCACACCAAGGCAUAUUUGCAAAGCGUGAACAAUUUUCUAGCUUUUGCAUUUAAAAAUUCAGCAGUAGGCAGCAAGAUAUUAUGCCCUUGUAGAAAGUGUGUGAACUCAUUUUGGAGAGAGGCAAGUGAUGUACGUGAGCACUUGAUAUGUGAUGGUUUUCUAGAGGGGUAUACAAUAUGGAAUUUACAUGGAGAACCUACCCCUUCCGUGAAUCAUGGGAAUUUUGAUGAUGCUGAGCUUAUGGAGGACUGUAAUGAGGAUGAUGACAUAUCUGGUAUGCUUAGAGACUUAGCUGCUGGUUUAGAUGAUAGAGGAGAUUUUGAGGACAACAGUUCUAUUUUGGAACCUUGUGUUGAGCUACUUGCCAUUCAAAAGUUGGUAGAUGAGAAUAGCAAAGAGUUGUACCCUAAUUGCAAGAAAUAUACACAACUUCGUUUCCUCGUUAGACUUUUGCACCUCAAACUCCUUGGAGGAUGGACUGAUAGAUCUUUUAAUCUACUAUUAGAUCUACUUAAUGAUGCACUUCCUGAGGGUUCAUCACUACCUAGAAAUUUUCAUGAAGCUAAGAAAUUGGUUAAAUCUAUAGGAAUUGGGUAUAUUAGUAUUCAUGCUUGUGAAAAUGAUUGCAUUCUCUAUUGGAAGGAUAAUUCAGAUUUGAAUACAUGCCCAAAGUGUAAGGUUUCACGGUGGAAAUCAGUAAGGAAGAGUCUAGAUGGCAGACAUACAUAUAAGGUGCCUCGAAAGGUUCUUCGUUACUUUCCAAUUAAGAAAUGCCUACAAAGGUUAUUUCUAUCCUCCAAAACAGCAAGUCUAACUAGAUGGCACGAUGAAGGCCGAAGAAAAGAUGGCCUUCUAAGGCAUCCUGCAGAUUCACCAUUAUGGCAGGACUUUAAUGACAAAAAUCAAGAGUUUGCUGCAGAUAGCAGGAAUAUCCGCCUAGCAUUUGCCACCGAUGGUUUUAACCCAUUUAGAAGCAUGAAUAUUAGCUACAGUGUUUGGCCUGGUAUUUGCAUUCCCUACAAUUUUCCACCUUCAAUGUGCAUGAAACAAUCCAAUUUCAUCCUUUCCUUGCUUAUUCCUAGUAGAUAUGGCCCUGGUAGCGAUAUGGAUGUAUAUUAUCAGCCACUUGUUUAUGAUUUGUUGGAUAUGUUUGAGAAUGGAGUUAGAACCUAUGAUGCUUCCAAGGGUGAGUACUUUCAGUUGCGUGCAGCGGUAUUGUGGACCAUUACUGAUUUUCCAGGUCUAGGAUAUGCUUCUGGGUGUGUCACAGCAGGUGUAGUAGCUUGUCCUGAUUGUCACUCCAGUACAUGUUCAAUACAACUUGGUAAUGGUAGCAAGACUUGCUAUAUGGGGCAUCGUAGAUUCUUGCAUGCAAACCACCCAUUCAGAUUUGAUGUUGAUAAAUUUGGUGGAACUGAGAUUAGGUCAGCACCUACUCCACUUACGGGAGAUGAAAUUUUGGACUGCACUAAGGAUCUUAAUACAAUUUUUGGUAAGGAUCCAUCUGGAAAGAAACCAACAAGCAAGAAACGCAAGGAAGGGGAGCCAUUAGUCAUUUUCAAAAGGAGAUCCAUUUGGUUCAUACUUCCAUAUUGGAAAGAUUUAAUGUUGCGGCAUAAUUUUGACUUCAUGCACAUAGGAAAAAAUGUAAGUGAAAGCUUAGUUAAAACAUUCUUGGGUACUGCUAGUAAAUCUAAGGAUAAUUUGAAUUCUCGCUUGGACAUUCAAGCUCUAGGGAUUAGAACUGAUCUUCACCCAGUUGAAGUGGAAGGCCAACUUUAUUUACCACCCGCACCAUACUCAAUGAGUCCUGAUGAGAGGAAAUUAUUUUGCCAAGUACUAAAAGGGGUGAAGUUUCCUGAUGGGUAUGCAGCUGAUAUACGGCAUAAUAUACAUGUUAAUGAAAGAAAGAUAUUUGGGCUUAAGAGUCAUGAGAGCCACAUUAUUUUACAACACUUGCUGCCACUUGCUGUGAGAAAGAUACUGCCUGAAAUAGUUAGUGCUGCAAAUAAGUGA